AUGAAAUUGUGGGAAAUAAACGUCUAUGCCACAUUUUUAAUUAUUUACAUGCCCCAGCUUGCUUGCAAAUUAAUACCCCUUCGGUUGUUCAUAGAAUCCAAUAAUGGAACGUUGGAUGGUAUGGGAUUGUAUUCUUUACAUGAAGGUGAAGGCUACAAUUUCUUCUUUUUGGGACAACCACAGGAAGCACAAGAAUUUGUUUAUGACACCAGAAUGUAUCAUAUUUACUUUUAUUAUCAAUAUUUUGUCAAGUACAAAUUAACGAUCUGUAACAGCUUCUUGCAAUUGUCCUAUGUCCAUUACCCAUUCAAGGUUAAGAUCAAGAAAAAUGGAGAGUUGCAGUUCACAGGAUAUAAAAAUCUAUAUGCGGUUAAAAAUGUCAAUGAUCCACAUUCUUAUUCUACUCAAAAGUAUGCCGUAUAUUACUACAAAAAUAAGAAGUUGGUUCCCCCAGACGCGAUUGAAGUUAAAAUUACCGCAGGGCCAAUAGUUAAUGAAAGUCGUGUGACUGUUCCAAAAAUUCAUUAA
Messenger RNA from Candida tropicalis MYA-3404, 528 nucleotides. RefSeq lists its product as uncharacterized. The transcript has a single exon. The record is from RefSeq and is a predicted model, not a curated record. Lineage: Eukaryota; Fungi; Ascomycota; Pichiomycetes; Serinales; Debaryomycetaceae. Bases 1 to 528 code for a protein of 175 amino acids.